UCGUUUAGUACUGCCGACCCUUAAAUUUGACGCUGAACGCUAUAACUUAUCGCUACAUUUUUUCUGGGUGGCGCAUAUGUUAAAUUCUCAUCACGUGACCAAAUUUGAUGCUAAAAAGCACCUUUCCCUUAUAGUAAUUAUACCUUAUUGCCACGUUAUUGAUAAUUUGUGUUAGAAAAUUACAUUAGUUGUGUUCAUCGCAGGAAUCAUAAAAGAAAAGUUGUGUCAAAUUAAAAUGCCUAUACAAAAAAGAAAACGAAACCUUCAUAGAAAUGCUCAACCUUGGGAAAUAAAGGAUAUAAAUCAACUACUUGAACGUGCAGACCGUAACGGACAUGAGGACCCCGUCACUCUGAAGAAUGAUUUUUCUCACGAAUUUAGAGGACACAGAAUCGAGUGGGAGGUCGAGUUGAAAAUUUCAAGUUCAAAGUUAUUUCCCGGCGGACUGAGUUUAUCAUUCAUCCCUGGAAGCGGAAUGGAUGAUGACACCUGUAACUUUUACCUGGUUGAUAUCGACAAAAAUGAUCUUUACAUUGGACCGAGUGACCAAAGUACUUAUACUAAUCGUGAAGACCCAGAUUUUGUUCCUGACCGUUUCAAAAGAAAAAAAGGAGAUCUGCUUCCAAACAAUACUAUGACACUGCUCGUAGAAGUUUAUUCUUACUGGGAUUGGGAUCGUUAUCCGAUGAUACCUCGUCCGGCAUUUUCAUCAACUAUAGUUCCAAUUAUCGAGGUACCAAUUGAUUACUUUGGGUUAUAUAACAGUCGAGAAGAUAGCGGUGAUAUUGUUGUCAUACAGGUGCAGAAUACUAAAUUUCAAGUGCAUAAAAAUGUUUUAGAAAAAGGGUGUCCUGUAUUGUACGAAGAAGUUGUUCGUCAUCAGCAAACAUCCGACAGCAAUGACAAUUCUGAAUUAACUCUUACGGGUAUCAAUCCAGAGAUAUUUGAAAAAGUUGUGGAAUAUAUCUAUACUGAUAAGGUCUGUAACUUAGACGAUCAUUCAGAGUAUUUGCUAGAAGCUGCUGAUAAAUAUGAAUUGAUAAGACUGAAAUUAAUGUGCGAAAAGUCGCUUGUCUCUAAAUAUCUCGACACGUUUAAUGCUCCAGCGAUUUAUGAUUUAGCUAUCCGAUGUCACGCUCCUCGAUUAAAAAAGGCUGCCGUGGUUGUUCGACCGACUAUUGAAGACCCCAACGCACCCACGCCUCUUCCGACCAUCAGCACACAUUUAACCGAAGACGGAUAUGAAUUAACGAGAGUAUAAUAAGUUUCUCUAACGCGGAGUAGAUGUUUUUUACAUCAACAGAGAUCAUCUUGUUCAUUCGUAACGAUAACAUUUUUGGUCUUAUUAAAUUCUAUUAUUAUAAAUUCAAGACUGAUUAAUUACAUUUCUAAUUCGUUCAAUAAAUUUGUUCAUUGAACUUAACUUCUGUUUGCGUUUUUUACU
Molecule: messenger RNA, 1444 nt
Organism: Microplitis mediator
Lineage: Eukaryota; Metazoa; Arthropoda; Insecta; Hymenoptera; Braconidae
Product: speckle-type POZ protein B-like
Exons: 2
Coding region: 236-1261 (341 amino acids)
Biological process (GO): proteasome-mediated ubiquitin-dependent protein catabolic process; regulation of proteolysis
Cellular component (GO): cytoplasm; nucleus
Molecular function (GO): ubiquitin protein ligase binding
Source: RefSeq, a predicted model, not a curated record